CUCAUUCCAAAGCCCUUCUUCUUCUUAUUCUUACUAAACAGUGAACGCGGCGAGCUCUCUUUCAUGGCUACCGAAGAGGAAUCAAUAGAACAAGCAGCUGCGUCACGUCGAGAGAGGCUUAGAGCUCUUAAAGCAGCUCAGGAACUGUUAAGUACCCCAGAUGAAGAUUCUGCUCAAGCUGCUGAAGACAAAACAAAUGAAACUGACGAAGAAAAUAAUUGCAGCAUGAAGUUUCGAAAUUAUGUACCUCAUGAUAAACAGCUUCAGGAGGGUAAAGUUGCUCCCCCGGUGCUGCCAAAGUUUGAAGAUCCUGUUGAAGUAGCACCUUCACCAUCAGAAGACAAAGAGGAUCCCUUUGUCAACAUUGCUCCCAAGAAACCAAACUGGGAUCUACGAAGGGAUGUGCAGAAGAAGCUUGAUAAGCUUGAAAGGCGCACACAGAAGGCAAUAUACAUACUUAUGGAGCAACAAGAACAGGAAAAACAGUUGGCUGAAGGUGGAAAUAACAUUGAAGACUAGAAUUAGAUCUGAAGCCAAAGAUUCGUAGAACUACUCUUAUCAUUAACUGCUUAGAAAUGGUGAUCUGUUGGAGCAGCUGAAUGAAAUACUUGUAGGAAAACAAUAUGUUAUUCAAUAGUGAAUUAGCCAACAGAAAACUGCUUGAAUCUUUUUGAGACUGAAAUAUGAUUCUAUUGUCAAUACCUGAGAUGCUUCAUCUAUACCUAGUUGCAUAAUCUGAAGGUGCCAGGUGUUUUGGUUCACCAGAAUUCUGAUUAGCACAAGUCAAACUCCAAAUGGUGUUUGAGUUGCUUUUCAAUUACACUACAAUUGCCAGAAUCCAUCUUUGUUUUA
Theobroma umbraticum is the source of this 852-nucleotide messenger RNA. Its product is annotated as Cwf18 pre-mRNA splicing factor. The record is from RefSeq and is a predicted model, not a curated record. Gene Ontology annotation, cellular component: U2-type spliceosomal complex; post-mRNA release spliceosomal complex. NCBI's taxonomy places the organism in Eukaryota, Viridiplantae, Streptophyta, Magnoliopsida, Malvales, Malvaceae.